GUCAACUCAUUACAGGUUGUGAUUAACACUACACUCUAUGACUCAUUAGAAAACACCGCCUUUUCAUAGACCACACGAAUGGCGGCCAUCGAUACGAACCCCUCGUCACAACUUUGGCACUCUUCUCAACCCUUUGCACCCCUUGUGUGGCAUACGAUCGAUGGAAACCAUUGGUCUGAUUGAAUAGCAAACUGUACUGAAUGUGUGAGACAUUGCAAUGAAUACAGUGUAGACCUGUUAUCGCAAACUGUUUCCAAUUCUACCGACAGUUUGCACUUCAAAAUUGUGUUCACAAGUGUUUCUAUUAAUCAGUGUUUGACUGUAUUUGCAUUAAAUAACAUUCAGAGUGAGACAAACAGACAAUAAGUGUACAAAAUUAGACAACACUUGAGAGAUGUCUUGGAAUCGAUUGAAUCAAAACAAUGGUAACACUCUAUGGAUGGGAGACGUGGAGGAAGUGAUGGACGAGCGCUUCAUUAGGACUUCGUUUCAUCUGAUGAGCCAAAACCCAACACAUGUCAAAGUGGUUCGCCAUAAGACUGGUCAGGCCAUUGGAUACGCUUUCAUAUCAUUCGAGAGCCAAGAAAUGGCGCUAAGAGUGCUCAGAGAACUGAAUGGACAACAGAUACCAAAUGCGGUUCAAGGGAAGAGAUUUCGCCUGAAUUUGACGAGCAGUCGAGACCGAGAGGACAAUGAGUUCUCCAUAUAUGUGGGGGAUCUGAGCCCAGAAGUGGAUGACUUCACACUAUUGAAUGCCUUCUCCAAACACUAUCCCUCGACCUGUUCUGCGAAAGUGAUAGUCUUCUGGUAUUAUCUGUUGAUGGGAUCAAAAGACAAACUCAUGUCCAACGUAUGGAUCGCUUCCGCAAAUGUGGAUCUGAAGAAACUAUUAAUAGCGAGUGUAAUGGUUGCGGUCGGCGGCGGACAAGAAGUGGUGAGAGUUCUCAACAAUAAUGCACUCAAUAUGAAAAGCAAAGGCAAAACGAGGGAAGGAGUAAACGAUGUCUUAACUCAAGGAGAUUUGGCGUCACAUCGACUUAUGGUUCACUCGCUUUCGGCCGCAUUUCCUGGCCUUAGGAUCAUAUCGGAAGAGCACUCGUCCGUUGAGGACAACACGCUUGAGAUAUCGGCGCUUCACGUGACCGAUGAAAUGCUCGACGACGAGAGGUAUUCAGCGCUACCGUUGGGUCUGGAGAUACCAUUGGGUGAACUGACUGUUUGGGUCGAUCCACUCGACGCCACCAAAGAAUAUUCUGAAGGUCUGACACAAUACGUGACAACAAUGGUGUGCAUCGCUAGGAAUGGCGAGCCUAUCAUUGGUGUCAUUCAUAAGCCGUUUAGUUCCCAAACGUAUUGGUCGUGGAAAGGGAACGGAUUGUCAAAUAAUAUCAGAACUGCUCUCAAAACUAUUAGCAAAACUAAUGAUACAUUUCGUGCGAUAGUCUCUCGAUCUCAUGCCGGAGACGUUCAUGAGAUGAUCACAAAGUCAUUAAGUAGUGAAUAUAACAAUAUUAAAGUGAUUCCUGCGGCCGGUUCUGGCUAUAAGACAAUUGAGUUAAUCGAAGGCAGAGCUGAGGCAUACAUUCACACCACUGUUAUUAAGAAAUGGGAUACCUGUGCCCCCAAUGCUCUCCUCAACUCUAUAGACAACGCUAUGAUGACUGAAAUGAAUGGAAAUAUUAUCAAAUAUAACUAUGAAGACGAAGAGAUCAACGAAAACGGAUUGUUGGCCACCGUUCGUGAAGAUCACGAGAAACUCGUAAAGUUGUUUCAAAACGUCAAACAAUAGUUUACUGACGAUUAAAGGGAAUUACAGAUACUUUUAGAGAUCGUCUCAAAAGUGGAUCAUUGCUAUAAAUCUUGACAUCAUUUGAGUGAAC
This is a messenger RNA of Medioppia subpectinata, 1880 nucleotides long. NCBI's taxonomy places the organism in Eukaryota, Metazoa, Arthropoda, Arachnida, Sarcoptiformes, Oppiidae. The record is from the annotation of a GenBank genome assembly.